Penicillium lagena is the source of this 1611-nucleotide messenger RNA. Its product is annotated as FAD-dependent oxidoreductase. The transcript is spliced from 2 exons. The record is from RefSeq and is a predicted model, not a curated record. Lineage: Eukaryota; Fungi; Ascomycota; Eurotiomycetes; Eurotiales; Aspergillaceae. Gene Ontology annotation, molecular function: oxidoreductase activity; FAD binding. Bases 1 to 1611 code for a protein of 536 amino acids.
AUGCGUUCUCUGUGGCAGUUUCUAGGUGCUUUAGUUGCGGCGAGUAGCUUGGGUCAGGCACAGGCUAGCAGUAGCACGUUGGAGACGGCGGAAGAUGUUGCAACUGCACUGAAGAGCUACGGUGUUGACGCAUCGACCGUCAAUUCAUUGCGCAGUGCAAGCAAUCAGACAACGGAGGUUGCAUGUCAAAUUGCGUGCAGCAGCUUGAUUUCCUUGUAUGGCUCUCAAGUUCUGUCCCCAGACACUACGGCCUAUAACAGUUUCACUGGCUCGUUCUGGUCCGUCCAGCAAGAAGAGGUGCAGCCACGCUGUAUUUUCAAGCCCUCCAAGAACACCGAGGUCUCCGCUGUCGUUUUAGUGUCCCGACUCACCAAGUGCCCAUUUGCGGCGAAAAGUGGUGGCCAUGCGGCCUUUGCUGGUGCAUCCAACAGCCCCGGUGGUAUCACAAUCUGGUUCACGGAUAUGAACGAGGUGACUCUUAAUGCGGACAAGUCAGUGGCCUCAAUUGGUCCUGGUAAUGUCUGGGGUUCGGUCUACGAGGCUCUCGAGCCCUAUGGCCUGGCCGUUGUCGGAGGUCGUGCUUCUAGCAUCGGAGUCGGUGGAUUCACCACUGGCGGUGGCAUCUCCUUCUACUCCAACCUGUACGGAUGGGCUAUUGAUAACGUCGAGAGCUUUGAGGUUGUCACCGCUAGCGGCCUCAUCGUCACCGCCACUGAGAAUAAAAAUUCCGAUCUGUACUGGGGUCUCCGUGGAGGCGGCAAUAACCUCGGUCUCGUCACCAAGUUCAACCUCUACACCUGUCCGAGCCCGAUGAUGGUCGGUGACACGAGAGUAUUCCUCGAGACGGAAUUCGACCCUGUCAUCAACGCCUUCGUCAAUCUCGUCCACGAAGCCCCGAACGACGGUAACGCGCAAUACUACAUUGCCUUCCUGAGCACGGAGGGAAUGAACGUCGCCUCGGCCGAACUCACCUAUGUGAAGAACGUGACCAACCCCCCGAUCUACGAACAGAUCAGGUCCAUCCCAGCUAUAUCAGACAACACGACCUCCAAGACCCUCGUGCAGUACGCCGAGUAUAUCGACUCUGACAAUCCGAAUGGGCUGCGUGAGGUCUACUGGCCGAUCUCCACGUAUCUCAACGAAGAGCUCGCCAAGUGGACGGUUGACUAUUUCUUCUCAGUCAUUCCACAGGUCGCCAAUGUGACCGGUGCUCAGCCGGUGCUGAUCUACCAGGCCCUGACAGAGCCAAUGCUGAAAAACAUGACCAAGUACGGAGGCAAUGCCCUGGGUCUUGAGGCAUCCAAGGGACCCGUGCACUUGAUGCACGUUUCAUUCUGGUGGGAUGAUGCCUCAGACGACGAGACGGUGUACAGUUGGGUCGGCAGCUUCUGGGACACGGUCCUUGCCAAGGCGAAGGAUAUGGGAGUUUACAAUGAGUGGGUCUACAUGAACUACGCCAGCCAGUUCCAGGAUGUCAUUGCCGGCUACGGCGCGGAGAAUAAGGCUCGCCUGCAGCAGGUCGCCGCCAAAUACGACCCUGAGGGUGUCUGGCAGACUCUCCAGCCAGGAUACUUUAAGCUGACGCAUGCGCCAGUGACUAAGUCGCCCUGA